UGGCCAGUGGGUCUGGCAGCGUCUGAUCAAAAGAAAUCAAAGAGGGUGUUGUUUGACUUGUAGGAGUUUAUAAGAACGAAGAAAAUGGUUGGUGAGGAUCGAGGAGCCCCUGAUGGACAAGAUGCAUUUUCUUCAUCUUCGUCUGUUUCAUCGUCUUAUGAUUGGAAGAAGCGCGUUUUUAUUCCCGCAGUUGUAGCAGGGGUUGUUGGUUCUGGAGUUGGGUUAGUUUCGAACCAUCGGAAAACGCUCGGUCUUGCGAACGUUUCUGCUAGCUAUGCAGCUAAUUUUGCCAUUGUCACUGGUUGCUAUUGUGGGGCACGUGAAUUUGUGAUUGCAACUAGAAAAACUGGACCUGAUGACCUAUUGAACUCUGCAAUAGCUGGAUUUGGAACGGGUGCUCUUCUAGGUCGUCUGCAAGGAGGUCAACUUGGUGCAGCUAAAUACUCAGCUAUUUUGGCCAUCGCGGGCACCACAGCAGAUUUUGCUUUUCUUAAACUAAAAUCUGUGUUGAGGGACUACAAUCAGUCUGUGUAUCAGGAUGAUGAGAACUCACAGAAGAUCGGCAGUGGCAGCUGGUUAAGGUUGCCAGAGUGGUUCCCAAUCCAAGUACUUGAUGAGGAAGCCCUUGCUGAAAAACGGGCUCAGCAAGAGAAGUUCCUUGCGCAGCAAGCUAGAAUCCGAAAUCUGAGAAAAGAAGAGUCAUGAGAACUGAAAAUUUUGGUGAAGGUGUGAAAGUCCUUGGAUUAGGAAAUAAGGGAUUUCCAGCCUGCUUCUCAAGCUGCUUGGCAAUGGCUUCAACGGAGAUUUUGAAUGUGUUGCAACCUGGAAAUUGAUUUCCAGAUUUCCGUUUAUCUGCUCGUGUAGGCAUUCAAGGGGGAUUUUUUUUUAAAUUUUAAAAAUAUUUAAAUACAAAACCAGAUAUGUAAUUAUCAUUGAUUUUUUAAUGCAAACCACUGGAUCUGGAUGAUUAAUAAGACAUUAUAUAGCAUUGAUAAGUAGAUAAUUUCAAGUUUGAAAAA
This is a messenger RNA of Neltuma alba, 1019 nucleotides long. RefSeq lists its product as uncharacterized. Gene Ontology annotation, cellular component: TIM22 mitochondrial import inner membrane insertion complex. Gene Ontology annotation, molecular function: transmembrane protein transporter activity. Lineage: Eukaryota; Viridiplantae; Streptophyta; Magnoliopsida; Fabales; Fabaceae. The transcript has 4 exons. The coding region runs from base 85 to 705 and encodes 206 amino acids. The record is from RefSeq and is a predicted model, not a curated record. Gene Ontology annotation, biological process: protein insertion into mitochondrial inner membrane.